GCGAUGCUGUCGGGCUCCUCCGGCUCUCUUUUUGCUGCUCAGAAGCGCAUAUGCACUCUGAUCACCACAGGUGUCGUCCGGGAACAGCACUGGGCUAGCAGAUCGUGCUAGCCGGAUGGGUAACGUUUCUACUGCGGUCAAGCACUGCCUGAGCUAUGAGAGUUUCUUGCUGGAUUAUCCUUGGUUUCCACGGCUCCUGUGGGAAGAGAAGUGCUCUGAACUGCCAAAGCUUCCACUUUGUGUCAAAAUUGUGGAGGUCGGACCAAGAGAUGGACUUCAAAACGAGAAGGAAAUAGUGCCGACAGAGGUCAAAAUCCAGCUGAUAGACAUGCUCUCUCAGACCGGGCUGCCCGUCAUCGAAGCCACUAGCUUUGUGUCUUCAAAGUGGGUAGCACAGAUGGCAGACCACACUGCAGUGUUGAGAGGGAUUAAAAGGUCUCCUGACGUUAGAUACCCUGUUCUGACUCCCAAUGCUCAGGGCUUCCAGGCAGCUUUUGCAGCAGGAGCUACUGAAGUGGCAGUGUUUGGUUCCGCCUCAGAGACUUUUAGCAGGAAGAACAUCAACUGCUCCAUAGAGGAGAGUUUGCAGAGGUUUGAGCAGGUCAUCUCUGCAGCCAAACAGGAAGGCAUACCAGUGCGCGGGUGUGUUUCACAGACACCAGCUUUCUUCUAUGUGUUUUCUUUGAGAUUUAGGCCAGUGCUCAUUAUUGGUUUAUUUUAUUGUACUUACAGCUGUUAUGAGGUAUCCCUGGGGGACACCAUUGGCGUAGGCACCGCGGGCUCCAUGGCCGAGAUGCUGAGCGAUGUGUUGACAGAGGUGCCCGUCAGCGCACUGGCGGUGCACUGCCAUGACACUUACGGUCAGGCUCUGCCCAACAUUCUCAUUGCUCUGCAGAUGGGGGUUUCUGUGGUCGACUCCUCGGUUGCAGGCCUCGGAGGAUGCCCGUAUGCCAAGGGAGCAUCUGGCAAUGUUUCUACUGAGGAUGUUUUAUAUAUGUUACAUGGUCUUGGAAUUGAAACCGGGGUGGACAUGUUGAAAGUGAUGGAAGCAGGAGAAUUCAUCUGCCGAGCCUUAAAUCGUAAGACUAACUCCAAGGUCAGCCAAGCUACUAAAACCAUCCGGCCUUUUCAUUCUAAGUGAUAAUACAUACAAUGUGUUCCAAAAGUCUAACCACAUUCAACCAAUGUACUGUAAACAUCACAAAAAUGCUUUCAGACUUUUAGCCUCUGCUAAAUGCUUUUACUUUGUUUGCCAUUUUAAAAACUGCUGAUGCAGUUUUCAAAUGAAUAAUAGCUACAAUAUACUGUGCCAAUAACAGGAAACAUGGGCAUUUUAUGCCAAGAAAU
This is a messenger RNA of Sinocyclocheilus rhinocerous, 1347 nucleotides long. Its product is annotated as 3-hydroxymethyl-3-methylglutaryl-CoA lyase, cytoplasmic-like. The record is from RefSeq and is a predicted model, not a curated record. The transcript is spliced from 8 exons. NCBI's taxonomy places the organism in Eukaryota, Metazoa, Chordata, Actinopteri, Cypriniformes, Cyprinidae. Bases 116 to 1141 code for a protein of 341 amino acids. Gene Ontology annotation, biological process: ketone body biosynthetic process; L-leucine catabolic process. Gene Ontology annotation, molecular function: hydroxymethylglutaryl-CoA lyase activity.